This is a messenger RNA of Mercurialis annua (annual mercury), 747 nucleotides long. RefSeq lists its product as uncharacterized. The coding region runs from base 1 to 747 and encodes 248 amino acids. NCBI's taxonomy places the organism in Eukaryota, Viridiplantae, Streptophyta, Magnoliopsida, Malpighiales, Euphorbiaceae. The transcript has a single exon. The record is from RefSeq and is a predicted model, not a curated record.
AUGGACCCAGACAAAGAACGGGACAAGAGCAAGUAUUGUCGUUUUCAUGAAGGUUACGGUCACGACACAGAUCGCUGUUGGGAUCUUAAAAGAGAAAUAGAACAACUAAUCCAAUCUGGCGUGCUAAGAAAAUUCGUCCAUGAAAAGACAGGAGAAAAAAGGAAAGGAGACGCCACCGAAAAAGAGGAACAGACGAAGAAAGCCAAAGAAGUCGCAGGCGUAAUACAUGUCAUCGAUGGAGGAGACCCUUAUAGCAACUCCCAAAAGAAGAAAAGGAACCGAAGAGGUUCUGCGACGAUCUUCGCAAUCGAGAGGGAAGUAACACAGGAAGUCUCAUUCGGCCCAGAAGAUGGCGGACACGUACGAGGACCUCAUAAUGACGCAUUGGUGAUAGAGGCGGUCAUAAGAAACCACCAGGUCAAACGUAUCUUGAUAGAUGAAGGAAGUUCGGUGAACUUACUAACCCUGGAGGCCUUUAAGGAGAUGAAAGGAUCGAUUACCGACUUACGAAAAGCGUCUGUCCCACUCAUCGGACUCGGAGGAAAGCCUAUUCGGCCAGAAGGAACUGUGAACCUGUAUGUAGAGCUAGGGGAGAAGACCGAAGGGCCACUCAAGAAACUACAUGCCCAGUUCAAUAUGGUGGAUCUACCUCUAGCAUACAACGGAAUCCUUGGCAGACCUUUAUUGUACCAAUCAAGCGCAGUAACCAGUAUUAGGUUACUGACCUUAAAGAUACCUACCCCAUAG